Molecule: messenger RNA, 1345 nt
Organism: Paramuricea clavata
Lineage: Eukaryota; Metazoa; Cnidaria; Anthozoa; Malacalcyonacea; Plexauridae
Source: the annotation of a GenBank genome assembly
AUGCUGAAAAGCCAAGAAUUUAUUAGUUUCUUUGCUAAGCUAGGCAGCUCUCUUCAAGUUCCUGACCAUCUUUCGGAGAGCUUACAAAGGUUCGUUUGUGCAUUAUACGGUAACAAGGUGAUGUCUUCGGUGAACAAACUUCGACAUAAGAUGUUUGUCCAAAAAUUUACGAAAGAGAAGAAAGUCGUUGAUCUUAGCCUUUUGCCACCUUGUGCAACCAACCUCAAGUUUCACAUAAUGCGUGCAAAUUAUGUUGCAUUCAUUUUCAGGAAUGCUAAAAACUUGAUCCUCGAUCUUGAUGACCAAACAUGUCAUGGCUGGAAAGAAGAUGGAAAAGUUAUCUGGGACAGUGUUGCUUACCCCGAUGACGUUAGCGAAAUGUUAAUUGACAGAAAAGAAAAAAGUGACGAGUUUGAUUUCGAGCGAAAUAGUUAUAUUGGAGAUGACAUCGACGAUGAUAUGGAGGAUGAUGAGCAUUAACAUGUUUACAGGUUUUUAAAGCGAUUAAAUAAAGUGUAGUUUAAAUAUGUAUAGUAACUAAAAUCGGAAAACGUGGUUUCAAAGCGUAAAAACGCGGCUAUAAAUCUCGGAAACGAGGCAGAUGGCCCAGUUUAUCGUCCGAAUGCAAUCAAUUUUCGAAUUCUGCACCUAAAAAUAUCUAAAAGUGCGUAUAUUAAACAAAUUAUUCAUUAAGUUCUUUGAAUUAAAUUAUUCAAUAAAAGUUCAAUUAAAUUAUUCAUUAUUCAUUAUAUUAUAAUAAUAUUAUUAUUAUAAUAAUAAUUGUUUAUUAUUAAUAAUAAUAAAUUAUUCAUAAUAAAAGUUCAAUUAAAUUAUUCAUUGUUUUCGCUUCAAUCGAGCGGAUAACGUUUUCGCAUCAAAACGAGGCUUUAAACGCGAAAACGAGGCUGAAGGCCACGUCCACGGCCUGUAUACCAACGAUUUUCGAAUUCAGCACCCCAAAAUUGACCAAGUUCACUUGGUUUCAUAAAUUUCCCCGUCGGGGACUAUUCCCCCCUUCUCCGCCUGGUCUAACAAGAGAAGCAAGUUCCACGUUGUGUUGAUACAGACCGAGAGCAAGAAUCGAGGUACGUGGCCUCUAGGAAUCAUAGAAGAAACCUAUCCUGGAAAGGAUAACGUGAUACGGGGAGUACGUCUGAAGACUUCAAACGGAACCUUGGAAAGAGCCGUGCAGCUGCUUUUUCCGUUAGAACUGAGCUGUGAUGUCGUACCGGAAGUGCCAAUCCUGAACCCAGAUGCGGUAGAAUUCGAGCCACGACCUCGGCGAGACGCGGCGACUGCAGCAAAACUCCGUAUUGAACAGAUCGAAGCAGCGGAUGAUGAGUAG